Messenger RNA from Cololabis saira (Pacific saury), 2596 nucleotides. RefSeq names its product CUE domain-containing protein 1-like. The coding region runs from base 468 to 1646 and encodes 392 amino acids. The transcript is spliced from 11 exons. NCBI's taxonomy places the organism in Eukaryota, Metazoa, Chordata, Actinopteri, Beloniformes, Belonidae. The record is from RefSeq and is a predicted model, not a curated record. Gene Ontology annotation, molecular function: ubiquitin binding.
GGCAGCAGCAGAGCCUCUCCGUAGCGCCUGUAAGGACGGAAACGUGUCGCUGCUCCGUCCGGCUGGCAGCUCCAGCACCAGCGAGGCCUCGGCGGACACCUCGGCGGACACCUCGGUGGACAACCCCGUCCCCCGCGGACACCCCCGUCCCCCGCCUGCGGUGUGUGCUGGAAGUAGGCCACAGCUGCCGAUGAUGAAAGUGGUGUGGAUAUACAACCUUCCUGGCAUCUGUACCUGAACAGUCGGCUUACUGCUCUCUCUACUCGGCCGUGAAAUAUGUUGGAUGCAGCUCAGUGACAAAGUCUAGAGGGAAACUCAAUUUUCUUUCUGAACUUUUGUGACAAGACUGCCAUGUUAGAAUUAGAAAUGUUAAGGAGAAGUUGGAAAAGCCAGUAAAGUUUGAGGACUGAGGGCUCGUGUUGACGAUUUCCGUGGUUUGGCAUCCCCUGAACUGCCAGCCUCCCAGGAUGACCAGCUUGUUCAGGCGCAACAGCAGCGGGAAUGGAAGUGGAGGUGGGGCCGGAAACAGUCAGGGUCAGCUCAACAACAGCAGACCCAACCGGCAGGUCAAGCGCCUGGAGUUCAACCAGGCCAUGGAGGAUUUCAAGACCAUGUUCCCUUCAAUGGACUAUGAGGUGAUUGAAUGUGUUCUGCGCUCCAACAACGGAGCAGUGGACGCCACCAUCGACCAGCUGCUCCAGAUGAGCAUUGACGGACAGGGAUCGGACGACAGCUCCGACUCUGAUGACAGCAUCCCAGCAGAGAUUCUGGAGCGAACUCUGGAACCGGACAGUUCUGAUGAAGAACCACCACCUGUUUAUUCUCCACCCGCGUAUGACAUGCACAUCUACGACAGGAAAUAUCCAGAGGCGCCGCCAACGCCCCCCCCACGGUUUGAAGCCCAAGCAUCUGAAGGAGACCAGCAGGUGAGAACGUACCGGAACUGGAACCCUCCUCUGCUGGGAAACCUGCCGGAUGAUUUUCUGAGGAUCCUGCCACAGCAGCUGGACAGCAUCAAGAGCUCCCAGAGCAGUCCUUCUCAGCCUUCAUCGUCCUCUUCCUCCUCAGUCUCCUCCAUAAGUCAAUGGACAGCUGAUUCUGGUUCUGGUGGUGCAGGGACCAGCGGAGGUCUGGGUGUAUCAGCAGCAGCCACUGCACAGGAUGAUAAACUGAAGCAGUAUCUGGAGGACGAGCGGAUCGCCCUGUUUCUGCAGAAUGAGGAGUUCAUGAGGGAGCUGCAGAGGAACCGAGACUUCCUUAUGGCCCUGGAGAGAGAUCGCUUGAAGUACGAGUCAAAGAAAUCAAAGUUCCUUCAUACAUCCAGCACCGACAGCUCCACAGGAAAACAGAGCUGUUCUGUCUCAGACGAGGCCGUCUCAGAUGAUGCUGUGUUCAGAGACAAGCUUAAACUCAUGGGCAAAUCAACAAGAAAGAAGCUGUUUGAAAUCGCCAGAGCUUUCUCUGAGAGAACAAAGAGGAGGAAGUCCAAAAGACGGCUGCUCCUGAAGCACCAUUCAUUGGGCACAGCCAACUCCACUGUCAACCUCCUGGAGGAAGAUGAGGGACAACCCCAUGAGGAAGAUGGUCAGCCCAGAAGAACCAACACUCAGGAACCGACGGAGCCAGGCAGUGACCCAGUAUCAUGAUUCUCCCAUCAUGCACCAUAUCCAAGUUGCCAUGGUGACAGCAGCACGACGCAUGAGUGGUGGUUCCUGUCCUGACUCACCGACCCCGCUCAAUCCAAACCAGCUCAUGUAAGGAGUGGAGACCCACUCCUCAUUCUGGGGAGAAGAACUGGACUUUUUCCCUGUAUAGUCCUGAGUACCAGUCCCAGUACAGGUCCCAAGUCUGUUCCCACUAAAGUCCCCAGUACAAGUCCCACUACAGUCCCCUGAAGAUGUCCCACUACAGUCCCCUGAAGAGGUCCCACUACAGUCCCUGGUUCAGGUUUCUGAUCAGUCACCCAAACAGGUCCCACUACAAUCCCAGGUUCAGCUCCAACUACAACCACCCAAGUCCGUUCCCACUACAGUUACCCAAACAGGUCCCAUUACAGUUCCCAGUACAGGUCGCACCAUAGUCCCCUCAAACAUGUCCCGCUACAGUUCCCAGUAUAGUCCAGAGGUAGUUUCCAGUACAGUCCCGAGUACCAGUCCCAGUACAGGUCACAAGUCAUUUCCCAGUACGGAUCCCCCUUCAAUCAACAGUAGCGGCCUGAGUACCAGGCUCGAGUACAGAUCCCAGUGGAUCUCAGUAGUCACCAAUAUGGAUCCCAGUACAGUCCCCAGUAGUGGCACUGGUCUGUUAAACUGCAUCACUAGUAGCUGAUCAUUUGAUGAUUAAAGGUAAACACUAGGGGUUCCAGAGCUUCCUGUGAUGUUUCGUUAGUUUCCUGUUGGGGGGUAAAUAUUUGGGUUGGGGUCAUUUUUGUGAAAGAACUCUUUCAGACUGAACUUUUUUAAUACGUUUUUUUUCUCUUCCUAUCAUGUUCAUCAUCAGAUUGGUGUGUUUUAUUGUUUCACAUGACUUCUGUACAAUGCCUGAGUACGAUGGCCAUUAAAGCAACACGAGUUCAUCACAUUUCAGACUCUUCUGU